Messenger RNA from Fusarium mangiferae, 969 nucleotides. RefSeq names its product putative syntaxin, vesicular transport protein. The coding region runs from base 1 to 969 and encodes 322 amino acids. The transcript is spliced from 3 exons. Gene Ontology annotation, biological process: intracellular protein transport; endoplasmic reticulum to Golgi vesicle-mediated transport; vesicle fusion. The record is from RefSeq and is a predicted model, not a curated record. NCBI's taxonomy places the organism in Eukaryota, Fungi, Ascomycota, Sordariomycetes, Hypocreales, Nectriaceae. Gene Ontology annotation, molecular function: SNARE binding; SNAP receptor activity. Gene Ontology annotation, cellular component: Golgi membrane; endomembrane system; SNARE complex.
AUGGCUGUCGCAUCUAUCCAAGACCGAACCUCCGAGUUCAAGUCGGUACUCGCCCAGGCACAGCGAAAACAAUCCUCCUCAAAAGUCAGCUCUCAGCGCCGGUCUCUAUUGACUGAUGCGCAAAAAGAUGCCGCCAACGGUCAUGCUGGAGGUCCCCCAAGACGAUCCGAGUUCGCCCGGAAGGCUGCUGAAAUUGGACGUGGCAUCUCUGCGACUAUGGGCAAGUUGGAAAAGCUAGCUCAAUUGGCGAAGCGACGAACACUUUUCGACGACCGUCCCGUGGAAAUCAACGAGCUUACUUUCGUUAUCAAGCAAGAUCUCUCGUCUCUAAACCAGCAAAUUGGAGCUCUUCAAACACUCACCAAGCAACAACACCCCAAGGCCGAUCAGGAGGGCGAGCACAACAAGAAUGUUGUCUACCUGCUACAAGGCAAGCUCACCGACGUCUCGGUCAACUUCAAGGACGUUCUUGAGGCCAGAACCAAGAACAUCCAGGCGUCGCGAUCGAGAACAGAGAACUUUAUCUCCUCUGUGUCGCAACAUACUCAGCCAUCGAUUCAACAGUCGGCUUCUCCUCUCUACGGAACACCAGCUCGCAACUCGCCCGCGCCAGGAGCUCAAGAUACCCUGUCUCUCAACCCCGUUGGCGAUCAACAGCUGCUGAUGAUGGAAGAGGCACAACCCUCCAACACAUAUAUCCAACAACGUGGUGAAGCGAUUGAGGCUAUCGAGAAGACCAUUGGUGAGCUUGGCAGCAUUUUUGGACAACUAGCCACCAUGGUUUCGGAACAGAGCGAGAUGAUUCAGCGCAUUGACGCCAACACAGAAGAUGUGGUCGAUAAUGUUGAAGGAGCACAGCGAGAACUCCUCAAGUACUGGAACCGAGUAUCAAGCAACAGAAUGUUGAUUGCCAAAAUGUUUGGAACGCUAAUGAUCUUCUUCCUGAUCUGGGUUCUUGUUUCGGGCUAA